AUGGCUUCCACACUCCCAUCUGAGCACAAAGCCCUCGUCGUUCAGUCUCACGGCACUCUCAACCUCAAAGUCAAAACUAUCCCAACUGCCCAACCAACCAAUGGUGCAGCCACCGUCCGCAUCGAAGCGGCGGGCGUGUUGUCCUACCACCACGACAUCUAUAACGGCGACCGAAACUACAGCUACCCAACCCCUAUGGUCGGCGGGCUCAGCGCCAUUGGCCGCAUCGCUGCUCUUGGUCCCGAUGCCGUAGCUUUGAAAGUGGGACAGCUGAUAUACGUCGACUGUGUGAUCCACGGCCGCGACGAUCCGGACUCCGUCUUUCUGACAGCCAUCCACGAAGGCAUGACAGAAGGAAGUAAGAAAAUGAUGAGGGAUACCUGGCGUGAUGGAUACUGGGCCGAGUACGCCAAGGUCCCGCUAGAGAACUGCAUCCCACUGAAUGAGAACCGAUUGUGCGAGGAGCUGGGUUAUGCGAUUCCCGAUCUCGUCUACAUGAACUGCCUCAUGGUGCCCUUCGGCGGCUUCCGGGACAUCGACCUCAAGCCCGGGGAAACCGUAGUUAUCUCCCCGGCGACGGGAGCUUACGGUGGCGCGGCUGUGAUGGUAGCCAUAGCCAUGGGAUGCCGCGUGGUAGCAUUCGGGCGGAACGAGAUCGAACUCGCUCGAAUUCGGAUGCACGUUCUGGGCUACAAACCCGAGGCAGCAAUCGAGAUUCUGAAGAUGACGGGCGAUGAAAUGGCGGAUGCGGCCUCAAUCAAGGAGUUCGGACAAAUUGAUGCAGUUGUCGACUUCUCUCCUCCGCAAGUUGCGCAGUCGCCACAUGUGCGGUCCGCCGUGUGGGCUCUUCGACGAGGUGGACGCGUGAGCCUCAUGGGUUUCAACGAGAACCCUGUGGCUCCUAUCGUAACAGGUCGUAAUAUUACCUUGAAAGGGAAGCUGAUGUAUGAUCGGGAAGAUAUGGUGCUGUUUGUGAAAAUGCUGGAGGCUGGCUUGUUUCCCAAGGGCCAAGACUUCGUAAAGACUAAGAUGUAUAAGUUGGAGCAGUGGCGCGAAGCGCUUGAAGAGGCCAAGACAUGGAUGGGGAUUAGGAAGUACGUGGUGCUGAUCCCGUGA
This is a messenger RNA of Recurvomyces mirabilis, 1116 nucleotides long. RefSeq lists its product as uncharacterized. NCBI's taxonomy places the organism in Eukaryota, Fungi, Ascomycota, Dothideomycetes, Mycosphaerellales, Teratosphaeriaceae. The coding region runs from base 1 to 1116 and encodes 371 amino acids. The transcript has a single exon. The record is from RefSeq and is a predicted model, not a curated record.